AUGCCGAUCACUGUUUUGAUCGAGUUCAUCAGAGACAUGUUCCAACGUUGGUUCUAUGAACGGUACGAGGAAGCCGUCAAGGUGACCAUGCCCCUUAGCCAUUGGGUUGCUAGGCAGUUGAGUAAAAGGUUCAGUGAUGCACAUCACUUUCUAGUUAAGCCUAUCAAUCGAGUGGAGUUUGAAGUUAAAGAUGGGAAGAUGAACGGACUUGUAAACUGGUCCAGGAAUACGCGUUCAUGUUGUGAGUUUCAAACAGAUUUACUGCCAUGCAGCCAUGCCAUUGCAGCAAUAAGUAAAUACAAUCGUGAAGCCAUUGAAUUCUGCACUGACUACUACAAGACAACCGUUUUCGUGGAGGGUUAUUUAGGAUCCAUUAGGCCAGUAAGGCAUCUUAAUGAGUGGGACAUCCCCCCUCAUGUGAAACAAAUUGUUGUCUUACCCCCACUUUGGAGAGGCCAAGCAGGAAGACCUAGGAGGAAAAGGAUUCCAUCAGCUGGUGAAGAUUUGUUUGCUCGGUCAUUCUAUAAGGCACUUUUAGUUACGAACUUUGUUGCCAAACAUUUCAGGCAGAUAAGCAUGUCAAGGCCUCUGUCUGAUCAAGAUCGUGUUAAAGUACAUUCUUACAUUGUUUGUAAAAAUGUUUUCGAUUACAAUCUCCAUCAGACAGGAGCCAUGUAUUUACUUAUCUGCCUGAAAUGUUUGGCAACAAAGUCUGUAACUAAAAGGGCCUCAUAG
Messenger RNA from Theobroma cacao (cacao), 735 nucleotides. The record is from RefSeq and is a predicted model, not a curated record. Lineage: Eukaryota; Viridiplantae; Streptophyta; Magnoliopsida; Malvales; Malvaceae.